GCCCGCGUCCUACGCUACAUAGACGGAAGUAGUGUAAGCAGAAGGAUUCUUUUAAUACACGACACAUGUAGGCCGCCGUAUCUUAUAGUGUGGAUAUGAUUGUCCUGUUUGAGAAGUACGGAUAAUACCAAAUCCAGACCACACCAGAGGACAACAACUAACAGAAUUGACACUUCUUGAAGUUGCCUCUGCUGGAAAGAAGAUACAACAAACUAUGAAAAGCUACACUGAUUUUAAGAUAGCUCUGGUUGCAGGUGCUUGUGCAGGAACGUCAGUGGAUGUGAUCCUGUUUCCGCUGGACACCAUCAAGACUCGGCUUCAGAGUCAGCAUGGCUUUUGGAAGGCUGGCGGCUUCAAGGGAAUAUAUUCUGGCCUCAUGUCGGCCGCUCUGGGCUCGGCACCAACAGCGGCUUUGUUCUUCUGCACGUACGAGGCAACCAAGCACGCCUUCAGCCAGAUGCUCCCUAGCUCCCUGGCGCCUGUAGGACACAUGGCAGCUGCAUCUCUUGGAGAAGUGACUGCCUGUUUGAUAAGAGUCCCAGUAGAGGUGGUGAAGCAGAGAACUCAGGCCAACCACACUCACUCCUCCCUCCAGACCCUCAGGGUCACGCUGGCUUCAGAGGGUUUUCGAGGACUUUACCGAGGCUAUUUCAGCACUGUUGCAAGAGAAGUGCCUUUCUCCUUCCUACAGUUUCCAAUGUGGGAAUAUUUCAAGACCCAGUGGUUUUCACACACCGGCCGACCAAUAGAGGCGUGGCAGUCCAGUAUAUGUGGAGCUGCUGCAGGAGGUUUAGCUGCUGGAGUGACGACACCACUGGAUGUGGCGAAAACACGUAUAAUGCUAGCCAAGGCUGACAGUGCUGUCGCCAGAGGAGGUAUUGGCCAUGCCCUCAAAGUUAUACAUGCAGAGCGAGGUGUUAAAGGGUUGUUUGCAGGAAUGGCUCCCCGGAUCGCCUGGAUUUCAAUCGGGGGAGCAAUAUUCCUAGGGGUUUAUGAAAAAGUUCGAAUUUUAAUGAAAUACUACUUAAAUGAAAGUUAAAAAUAUAUAUUUAUGCAUCAGGAGUGGAGUUUCAAUCAACAUAUUAAGCUUGGUGUCU
Haliotis rufescens (red abalone) is the source of this 1097-nucleotide messenger RNA. Its product is annotated as S-adenosylmethionine mitochondrial carrier protein-like. Gene Ontology annotation, cellular component: mitochondrial inner membrane. The record is from RefSeq and is a predicted model, not a curated record. Bases 215 to 1039 code for a protein of 274 amino acids. Gene Ontology annotation, molecular function: S-adenosyl-L-methionine transmembrane transporter activity. Lineage: Eukaryota; Metazoa; Mollusca; Gastropoda; Lepetellida; Haliotidae. The transcript is spliced from 10 exons.